Messenger RNA from Galeopterus variegatus (Sunda flying lemur), 4448 nucleotides. RefSeq names its product phosphoglucomutase 2-like 1 (gene PGM2L1). Gene Ontology annotation, biological process: regulation of DNA-templated transcription; carbohydrate metabolic process. The transcript is spliced from 15 exons. Bases 512 to 2518 code for a protein of 668 amino acids. NCBI's taxonomy places the organism in Eukaryota, Metazoa, Chordata, Mammalia, Dermoptera, Cynocephalidae. The record is from RefSeq and is a predicted model, not a curated record. Gene Ontology annotation, molecular function: intramolecular phosphotransferase activity; glucose-1,6-bisphosphate synthase activity.
UGGGGAUGGUAGCAAGGAUAAGACGCCCGGCGAAAGGCAAAUUAGAAAAUCAAAAGAGCCCUGCACCAUCUCCUCACCACCCCGGCGGACCGUAAACUCACGCUGCACGGAGGGCGUCAGGAGCGCGCUCGAGCUUCAUGCCUCCGGCUCUUAAAUCAGCAGAGGAGGGAAGGGGCGGGGCCGACUGCGCGGGGGGCGGGGCCUGAGGCGGCGAGGGCGGCGGCGGCAGCUGAGACCCAGACAUCUGGGACUGUUGUUCUCUCCCGGCGCGACUGCCUCAGUCAGUUCUCCCAGAGACCCGGACCUGGUCCUCUGGAGAGCGGGCGGCCCUAUCCCGCCCUCUCUGCCGUUUCCCGAAAGCUGCGGCAAGAGCUGGCGCAAACAUCCUGCGGUUGGUCUCUGAUGCCCUUCAGUGAGGAGGGGACGUCCAGACCCUAGUGAGCGCACCGCAGCCGCCCCAAAUUGGUGUCUUCGCCGGUCCCCCAGGCCCGCUCACACCAGUCUGGCUGCCAUGGCUGAAAACGCAGAGGGCGACCUGAACUCCAACCUGCUGCACACCCCCUACCACACCGGGGACCCUCAGCUAGACACGGCCAUCGAGCAGUGGCUUCGUUGGGAUAAGAAUCCCAAAACAAAAGAGCAGAUUGAAAAUCUGUUACGGAAUGGGAUGAACAAGGAGCUGCGAGAUCGUCUUUGUUGCCGAAUGACUUUCGGGACUGCAGGACUUCGUUCUGCCAUGGGGGCAGGGUUUUGCUAUAUUAAUGACCUUACAGUAAUACAAUCAACACAAGGGAUGUACAAAUACCUUGAGAGAUGUUUCUCAGACUUCAAAGAGAGAGGCUUCGUUGUUGGGUAUGACACUCGGGGUCAAGUAACUAGCAGCUGCAGCAGCCAGAGGCUUGCUAAACUCACUGCUGCAGUCUUGUUGGCUAAAGAUGUUCCUGUGUACCUUUUUUCAAGAUAUGUUCCUACACCUUUUGUACCAUAUGCAGUCCAGGAGCUCAAAGCAGUUGCAGGUGUAAUGAUUACUGCAUCUCACAAUCGCAAGGAAGACAACGGAUACAAGGUUUAUUGGGAAACUGGUGCUCAGAUCACAUCUCCUCAUGAUAAAGAAAUCCUGAAAUGUAUAGAAGAAUGUGUGGAACCAUGGAAUGGUUCUUGGAAUGAUAAUUUAGUGGAUACCAGCGCUCUGAAGAGAGAUCCUCUGCAGGACGUUUGCAGGAGAUACAUGGAAGAUCUGAAAAAGAUCUGUUUUUACAGGGAAUUAAACUCAAAGACGAACUUGAAAUUUGUGCAUACAUCCUUUCAUGGGGUGGGACAUGACUAUGUGCAGUUGGCUUUUCAAGUAUUUGGUUUUAAGCCUCCAAUUCCAGUACCAGAACAAAAAGAUCCCGAUCCAGAAUUUUCUACUGUUAAAUGCCCAAAUCCUGAAGAAGGAGAGUCUGUGCUGGAACUUUCUCUGAGACUGGCAGAGAAAGAAAAUGCCCGGAUAGUGCUAGCCACAGAUCCUGAUGCAGACCGACUGGCAGUGGCAGAACUUCAGGAGAAUGGUCAUUGGAAAGUUUUCACAGGGAAUGAGUUGGCAGCUUUAUUUGGGUGGUGGAUGUUUGAUUGCUGGAAGAAAAACAAAUCAAGAAAUACUGAUGUGAAGAAUGUUUAUAUGUUAGCCACCACGGUCUCUUCUAAAAUUUUGAAGGCAAUUGCACUUAAAGAAGGAUUUCAUUUUGAAGAAACAUUACCAGGUUUUAAAUGGAUUGGAAGUAGAAUAAAAGACCUCCUAGAGAAUGGGAAAGAAGUCCUUUUUGCAUUUGAAGAGUCUAUUGGUUUUCUGUGCGGAACUUCGGUUUUGGAUAAAGAUGGGGUGAGUGCAGCCGUUGUUGUUGCUGAGAUGGCAUCUUACCUGGAAACCAUGAGUAUAACAUUGAAACAGCAGUUGAUUAAGGUUUAUGAGAAAUAUGGUUAUCAUAUUUCAAAAACUUCAUAUUUCUUGUGUUAUGAUCCACCUACCAUCAAAAGUAUAUUUGAAAGGCUACGUAAUUUUGAUUCUCCAAAAGAAUAUCCAAAAUUUUGUGGGACAUUUGCUGUAUUGCAUAUACGGGACAUAACCACUGGAUAUGACAGCAGCCAGCCUAAUAUGAAAUCAGUAAGUAUCUAUUUUUUUGUCAAGAGCCUGGAUGUGUCCAUCUGUCCAUACUUUGUCUGGCUUUCCUGCCCACUCAUUGGCCGCACAGAUCAGCUGAAACCAUCAUUGCAGGGUCUGGUGACAUUUGAGGACGUGGCUGUGUAUUUCUCCCAGGAGGAAUGGAGGCUACUUAAUGUUACCCAGAGGCACCUGUACCGUGAUGUGAUGCUGGAGAACUAUGAGCUCAUUAGUUCACUGGGAAGCCCGAUGGCUGACUUGGAAGAUGGUUUAAAUGACACUGCCUUACUGGAAGAAGAAUUGGAGAAACUCAUUGAAGCUCUGAUUGAGAAUUUUCUUGAGCCCAGUAAGAAUGGACUGAUCUGGCGUUCUGUUUAGGGUUACACCAGUACGUCACGACUUUGCACUGGCAUAUGGAACAGAACAACCAAGAAUUCCAUGCAUUGAACCUCCUGUUAGCAUUCUCACUCUAUCUCAUCUGGCCAAGUAUCUUUUUCCUUUUAUUUUCUUUCUUUUUAGUCAGCUGACUAAGCAAACUGUAUAAAUUUUGAAGUGAAAUGGUCUGGAGGGAAAUGACUCAAAUUUUUUCAUAAUCUUGAACAAAAGUCAUUACAUUAAAAGUAUUAUAGUAACACAUCAUUCUUCCUUUAACAGAAACAUAACAAUACAAAAGUGAGUUUUCUUGUUACAGUGUGAUUGAGCUUAGUUCCAUAUCUUGUGAUUGUGUAUAGCAUGGCUUAAAAAAAAAGGCAGAUAAAUGUUACAUAAUUAUAGGGUUAGUUAAUGAAAUUACUCUAUAAAAUUGGCAAGGAAAUGGUACUGCUCCUAGAUGAUAGAAAAGUAUCAUUGUUGCAUCAUAUGUAUUAGUUUACAAAUUAGGAUAUUUGAAAUAGGGUAUUUAGCAUUUGUGGUGUAGAACAGAUGUUACAGUGUGAGGUUUCAGCACCUCUACUUCAGGUGCCCUUGGUGCAGUGUAAAUUUACUGUAUGUAUUUAAAAUUCUGACGUUUACUGAACAUAAAACAGUAGUGGCAACACUCCAGUAGUGACUUUGUUCCUGUCAAAUUUCUCAGUGCCUUCUCAGGGUCUGGUAUGAACUGAAACAGUGUUCCUGAAUUGAAUAUACUUUAAUCAGUUAAUUGUCAGAUAGUUAAGGAAAAUCUUCCAAACUAUAUAGGUGCUUCCUCUAUAUCAGAUGAGUUUGCUGAUUUUCAAAUCUUGUGAAUUUAAAUAAAGAACUUUAUAAAAGCAGUCUUAACAUAAGAAUUUACUUCAUGUUAAAGAUCUUCACGUUAGAAUUGUGUCAGUUAUCAUAACCUUUAAAGAAAAAAAUCUGAACUGAGAAAGGAGCUCUGAAUUUAUUUGGCAGUUUAACUUUCGAAUUACACUUUUGUAGGUAGAUUUAUUCCUUUAUCUGAUGAAGUAAUACUAUGAAACAAAACAUCCAGAUUUUAAAGAUCAUGAAACACCAAAACUAUAUGUUAUAAAAUAAAGAUCAUUUAUUCUGUGAUCUUGCUAGAUCCUGUAAACUUUCUGAUCACGUGAGUGCUAUUUAUCUUUUAUAAUGUGGGAAAAAAAUUUUUCAGAAAGUUACUUUGGGUUGAUUCUACAGUUUUCUGAAAAGACUUAAUAGAGAAGUGCUGUUUAAACUUCUUAAAGUGUAUGUUGUCUCAUAUAUAAUCGCAGAAUACACAUGUGAUAUAGUUAGGAGAUAACAAUAACAAGGCCUUGGGUGUAAUCAUACUAAACAAAUUGCCUAUAGGAGAUAGCACUGGUAUUAGAGAACUUGUUUCCUAAAAAAUAAAUAAUAAUAAUAUAAAGUUUAAACUGUUCAGAAUGUUCAUAAAUCCUGGUUUGGUUUGUUGCAGCUGUCAGCUAACAUUUGGUUGAGCUCAUAUAAUCCAAACAUAAUUUUCAAAUUACUGUGUUGCCACUAUUGUUAAUUUGUUCCCUUCUUACUUUCUUAUAGCUGAAUCUUGUAUGACUGUAGAUGAUAACUAGCUAAAUGUAGAACACGAUUUUUCUGAGUGAGUUGUUUUUAGAAGCUUUGCACUAGAGAAAAAAAUGCGUAGAAUUUUUUGUUUUGUUUUAAAAAUGUGUAAAACAUUUUUUGAUGUAUUUGCUUUUAGGAAUGUAGAUUGUAAUUUAGGAAGUGACGUAUAUUCUACAAAGUGGUAUGAACAAUGUUAUAUAUAUAUAAAACAUGUAUAUUUGGUUUUAGUGUAUAUAUUUCAGUGACUGAAGAACAAAAGGAAGCUGAAGUGAUACAACAGCCCAUUCAUAAUUAUUAAAGCCAUGUCAUGACUGCC